Alexandromys fortis (reed vole) is the source of this 1759-nucleotide messenger RNA. RefSeq names its product mediator complex subunit 29 (gene Med29). Gene Ontology annotation, cellular component: mediator complex. The record is from RefSeq and is a predicted model, not a curated record. Gene Ontology annotation, biological process: regulation of transcription by RNA polymerase II. Lineage: Eukaryota; Metazoa; Chordata; Mammalia; Rodentia; Cricetidae. The transcript has 4 exons. Bases 64 to 663 code for a protein of 199 amino acids. Gene Ontology annotation, molecular function: transcription factor binding; transcription coregulator activity.
AAGACAGACUGGAGCUGGAGCAGACGCGCUUGUGACGUACAUCCGGAGUUCUACCUAAGGAAAAUGGCUGCGCCCCAGCAGCAGGCUUCGGCGGUUUCCUCUGCAGCGGGUGUGUCAGGUCCGGGUUCUGCCGGUGGCCCGGGUCCCCAGCAACAGCCGCAACCGACGCAACUGGUGGGACCAGGCCAAAGCGGGCUCUUGCAGCAGCAACAACAGGACUUCGAUCCUGUGCAGCGCUACAAGAUGCUCAUCCCGCAACUGAAGGAGAGUCUCCAGACUUUGAUGAAGGUUGCAGCCCAGAACCUGAUUCAGAACACUAACAUUGACAAUGGACAGAAGAGCAGUGAUGGACCCAUACAGCGAUUUGACAAGUGUCUGGAAGAGUUCUACGCUCUCUGUGAUCAGCUGGAACUCUGCUUGCGCCUGGCCCACGAAUGCCUUUCACAGAGCUGUGACAGCGCCAAGCACUCUCCGACAUUGGUACCCACAGCCACCAAGCCAGAUGCAGUGCAACCGGACAGCUUGCCCUAUCCUCAGUACCUGGCUGUCAUCAAAGCCCAGAUUACCUGUGCCAAAGACAUUCACACUGCCCUGCUGGACUGUGCCAACAAGGUCACAGGCAAGAUGACUGCAGCCUCAGCUGGCCCUGGGGGCAGUCUCUGAGGUCUUGGGGGCAGGGGCAGGGAGAAUGAAGUGCAGCCUAAGGCAAAACAGGUGGCUCCUGUUUCUGAUUUGUCAUGCCAGGGCAAUGUAGUUGAAACCAGCAGGGGGCAGCAAAGGCUUACAGGCGCACAGACCAGGCCUAGCCUCUGCUGCCACCCACUCUGCUCCCUGACCUAGGGUGGACCUCCCCACCAGGCCGCUGAUGACCUCUGUCAGGGACUCUACCUCCUCCCUCACCUCAUCUCCCACCUGACCCCGGGUGUGGCGCUGACUGGACCCUUUAGAUCUUGCUCCAUCUAUCCCAGUGGAUGCACUAGUUUCUAACUCAUCUUCCUCCAAUCUUGCCUCUCUCUACCAGUCCCCUUUUGUUGCCUUUUGCCCCCAACUCCUAAGUGUGACCAUAUGUAUGUAAGGGGAACCAAAUUGCUGGGUUACCUGGGGCUAGAGAAGGGACUUCCUGGCCCAGAAAAGGAGAAGUGCAGAAAUGUAGGCCCUGACCUCAGCACACACCAACUACGAGCAGUUUAGGUCCCAGCUCAACCCUGCGUCAGCAGAGCUCUGGCAGGGAGCAUUGUGCAAUAUGUGGCCUGCUCAAAGGGACUCCUGGGUCCCUAUAUUUUUAGCACCAAAGCAGAAGUGAAAAGGCCCUAGCAGGAAUGAAUCAUGGGUUCUGGGGAAGAACCCAGCUCCUCCGGGAAGCAGGCCCUGGAGAGGGGGCUUGAGGGAGGUAGGGAGAACCCCACAAGCACCCCAUUUCCCAAGGGGAGUGGGAGUUCAGCCACAGGCUGCAGGCCUGGAUAAGUGCUAGAUAGAGCUACCAACCUGGGCCCAGCUGCCAGCUGAAAGGCUAGAGUGACAGACUGUUUCCCAUGCCACCAACCAGUGGCCUCAUGGGCGGGACCCUGUUUCAAAAACCUCUGAGACCACCUGGCGAUGGUGGCGCACGCCUUUAAUCCCAGCACUUGGGAGGCAGAGGCAGGCGGAUCUCUGAGUUUGAGGCCAGCCUGAUCUACAAGAGCUAGUUCCAGGAUAGGCUCCCAAACUACAGCAAAAUCCUAUCUCAAAAAAUAAAUCAAUCAAACAAACAAAACAAAAC